UCCUGGGAUUCCAAUCACAGCGACACCUCCCCGUCCAGCAAAGCGCAACUUGCAUAGCAUGAACAACAGACAGCACAAAUUGUAUCUUCGACAGCGUAAUCCAUAUCGUCGUCUCCCUGUAGAUGAGGGUCUCAGCGACGCCGCUCAAACGCUGACAGUGACGCCCUUCGAUCCUGUGUUGAGGUUAAUCGACCGACAGAGUCAGCAACGAGGAAUGAUUUAAAAAAGUCAAGGUGAACAGCUAUUCAUUCCGUUGACGAAAAGUGACUAACAAAGGCGAACAUGACCCUACCCACGGUUCUUCAAUCUCCCACGUCAUUUAGACCAGUGCCGCGAGUUCAAUCGAACUCGCUCUAUACGACUAUCUUCCGCAACGAGCCGGGCUUGCCAGGAUUCAACGUACUCGACGAGGGAGAGAUACCAAGUCACUACGAAAUGGGCUAUUGUAUGUCGCGGUCAGAGGGAGAAGCGAAGGAAAGGAGCGAUGCUAUCGACAUGCAGCUGCAAAAGGACGCUCAACGGUUCAGGCGCGAAUGCAAGAUUCUUUUACUUGGUCCUGGCGACUCAGGAAAAUCAACAAUUGUGAAGCAAAUGCGCAUCAUUCACAAAGACGGCUUCUCCGAUUCCGAGCUGGCGAUGUAUGCACCCAUCGUGUACCGAAACCUGCUCGACUCUGCUCAAGCGAUUAUUGUUAUGAUGAGGAAGCUCACACUCGACUGCGAAACCUCUUCGAAUAGGGCUUUGGCGGACAAGAUUGCCGACUACGAACUCGACAAGAGCAAUUCACCUGUUCUCAGUUCCGAAAUUGCCGAAGCGAUACAUUAUUUCUGGCAGGACCCUGUGGUUGCCAAGAUUAUGGAUGAGCAUGGAAGUGAAUUCUAUUUAAUGGAUAGCGCGUUCUACUUUUUUUCUGAAGUACUUAGAAUCGGUUCUCCACAAUACAUUCCCAACGAAACGGACGUGCUGAGGGCACGACAGAGGACCACUACCAUUUCCGAGACCCGCUUUACGAUGGGCCAACUAUCAAUUCACAUGUUCGACGUUGGCGGGCAACGAUCUGAACGUCGAAAGUGGAUUCACUGCUUCGAAUCCGUCACUAGCAUCAUUUUUUGUGCCGCAUUGAGCGAGUACGACCAGGCUGAUUUUGAAGUCAUGGGUAAAAGUCGAAUGAGCGAAACCCUCAUUCUCUUUGAAUCCAUCGUCAACGCGCGCUGGUUUCUUCGAACAUCAAUCAUCCUCUUCCUGAACAAGAUAGAUGUUUUCAAGCAAAAAUUGCCAAAGGUGCCGUUGGAGAGAUAUUUUCCCGAGUACACUGGAGGCAACGAUGUCCACAAGGCAGCGAAGUUUAUUCUAUGGAGGUUUAUGCAAGCAAAUAGGGCCAGGCUUAGUGUCUAUCCCCAUCUCACUCAAGCGACCGAUACGUCAAACAUCAGACUGGUGUUUAGCGCUGUAAAGGAAACGAUUUUGCAGAACGCGUUAAAAGAUGCGAAUAUCAUUAAAACUAAAGUUCUGUGAUCGAAUUCUGCGCUCGUCAGGGGAAGAAGGGUCGGGUGUUGAGACGAAGAGUCGGAGAUUCGUUAAAGUUCUCCCCGUGAUGAGGCUUUUGGACCGAAGAUAUGGUUCGCGAUGGGCGAUUACUUUGACUCUUGAGAGACUCUGCUCUCCCUCCGGCUACGAGCCUGGCUGAACACGACGCAACUGCGCAGCAGGCACGAGUCACGACCCGCCAGCCGCAUCUGGUCGUCACACUGUCCACCUGGUCGCUGUUCGACGUUGUCCCACCGUGGAAGCAAGCUGUUUACCGAGCUCGCCUCGCACAGCCCUUCUACAAUUUGAGGAUCCUGCGAGUUCUUUACGUGGUGCCUGGUAAACAGUAGUGACUGUCGCCGAUUCCCUUUUUUGUAUAUGUAGGACUUUGUGCUGUGGCUGAUAAGCCGAGUUUGCAUGCACCAUUCUUGCCCAAGAUCGCUCGAACGCCUCAUGGCUCUUCUACUAUCGUUAGGCCUACGAGCCUGC
Messenger RNA from Marasmius oreades (fairy-ring Marasmius), 2016 nucleotides. RefSeq names its product guanine nucleotide-binding protein subunit alpha, variant 2. Bases 283 to 1515 code for a protein of 410 amino acids. The record is from RefSeq and is a predicted model, not a curated record. The transcript is spliced from 5 exons. Lineage: Eukaryota; Fungi; Basidiomycota; Agaricomycetes; Agaricales; Marasmiaceae. Gene Ontology annotation, molecular function: GTP binding; G-protein beta/gamma-subunit complex binding; GTPase activity. Gene Ontology annotation, biological process: adenylate cyclase-activating G protein-coupled receptor signaling pathway. Gene Ontology annotation, cellular component: heterotrimeric G-protein complex.